CAGUGGACUAUCUUAUUUCGACAUUACAGUGAAAAUGGUUUUUAAACAUAAACGUCGAGUGAAAAUAUUUUCCGUUUUGGUAUGUGUGUCUGGAUUAUGUAUGUUCACUAAAUGGAGAUAUUUAACUCCAUCGCCAAUAGUGUUCAAGCCAUGUAACUUGACAGCGUUAGAUCCAUGGGACGAGUCUUUGCGGCCAUUCCUGGUGCGCCCGAAGCCACUGCAAUGUGUUGAUAAAUAUGAUUUGUUCUUUACUCGCAAAGAUGGACGCAUGUACAUGAACACCAGUCUAGCUGCAAAUCGGAAGUUACACUUACAGGGUAUGGGAUGUUGGUACCAGGCCGUUGAGCGCCUUGACGGUGAUAAACAAUUGCGGAUGGGACCCAGAAAGAGAUUGAUACUUCCGGGAGAUGCCCGAACCCUCAUAUUCUGUGUCACGCCGGAAGAAGUCCGAAGCCACAUAUUCCGUGUCACGUGCUUUAAAAACAAAACGAUAACGAAAGUGUAUGAUAUGGUUCAUGUUAAUCAUUUCUGGAACGAGUAUGCUAAACAUGCACGUGAUAUUGAAGUUGAAAAAGCGGACACCCCAAGCGUCAUCAUGCUUGGUAUUGACUCUGUGUCGCGAUCCCAUGCAAUCAGGAAUUUAAAACAAUCCUUCAAUUUCUUACGUCAUAAUCUCAGUUGUUAUGAUAUGAUUGGGCAUAGAAAAGUAGGGGACAACACGUUUCCUAAUCUCAUACCCUUACUGACCGGGAAAAGUCAUUGGAGCUUUCUUGACGUCGAGUUUCUAAAACGGUUUGCCGAUUACAUGCCGUUGCUAUGGAAUGAAAAACCAAUGGAGUCCAUAGCAACAUUUAUGGCAGAAGACAAUGCGACGUAUUCUACCUUUAACUCUGGUAAAAGCGGCUUCAAUAAAAUACCUACAGAUUAUUACUUUCGGCCUUACUCAUUGGCAAUGGAAAAAUUCGAACCAGUUUUCAGUACACCUUUAGGAAGUCUUUCUGAAAAUUGCUAUGGUGAUCGAAAUUAUUUUGACAUCCAGCUAGAAUAUUUAAAAGGAUUUUUACAAAAAUACAACAAAAAAAGAAAGUUUGCAUUUUUCUGGUCGAAUGUGGUCACACAUGACUCCUUUAAUACGGCAAGUCUGUAUGAUAACUCUUUGCUAGAAUUCCUUACAUGGAUGACCUCAGAUAUAGACAUAAACAACACAAUACUUAUAGUAUUGAGUGACCAUGGUUUUCGAAUAGGUGGCGCCUCCUUAACUCAUAUUGGGCGUGCUGAAAACAGCAACCCUUGGUUAAUGGUACAUGUUCCUGACCAUUUAACCAAGCGUUACCCGAGUAUUGGACGCAAUCUCAGGGAAAACACAAAACGUCUAGUUACUCAUUAUGACACUUAUAACACCGUUUUGGAACUUAUUCACAACACAGCUUUCCUUGAAAGACCAGAGAUACCAACCCAAGAGUAUAUGGUGAAGCGAAACAUAUUUCAUUAUAUUCCUGGGGACCGCACGUGCGCUGAUGGGGGAAUACCGGACAACACGUGCACGUGCAAAGACCGGGUACCUGUCGACAUAGAUUCUCCGGUUGUCAAACUAGCCGUCGAUGUUUUAAUUUUGCAUAUGAACAAAGUGUUAUCAAGUAAACAAAGUGAAUGUUCAAUUAUCCGUUUACAAAACAUCACAGAAGCAAGGGCUAUCUACUCAGAUAAGGAUUACGCAAACGUCAACAAAGAUUUGCAUUUAUCUUUACCACGUGUGAUAGGUGGUAUGGUGGGAUUGUCCCGAGACAUUGACAAGGAUAGCGGCCUGUAUACGGUCAGGUUCUACACUAACCCCGGUAACGCCUAUUUUGAGGGUACUGUGGAAUACUCGGCGUUUAAAGCCGGGCAUCAAGCGGACAAAGUUACUGUUGUCGGGGAGCAAAGCCGGCUGAAUCGAUACGGAGAGCAAUCUCACUGCGUCUCGGAACAACUAUACAAACAAAUUUGUUUUUGCAAAGACCUACUAUAAUUAUAUAAUUUGUAAAAUUGAUCAACGUCUGCCAAUAAAGUUUAAUCAAUAUU
This is a messenger RNA of Mya arenaria, 2061 nucleotides long. RefSeq lists its product as uncharacterized. Lineage: Eukaryota; Metazoa; Mollusca; Bivalvia; Myida; Myidae. The coding region runs from base 35 to 2008 and encodes 657 amino acids. The record is from RefSeq and is a predicted model, not a curated record. The transcript has a single exon.